AUGCUGGUGGCGUUCUACCUCGUUGGGUCCGCGGCCACGAAGCUGAAAAUGCAGCAGAAGGAGAACAUCGGCUCGGAGUACAAGCAGCAGGAAGGGCGGAACGUGUGGCAGGUGCUCUCCAACGGUGGGCUGCCCACGGCGCUCGCUGUCGCUCUUGCCAUCUACACUGGGGUCCAGACAGGUGACGUGCCGGUGGGCUGGGCGCCGGCAGCUGGCCUGCUGACCUGGAAGAUGUCUGCUGCACUCCAAGGGGGGAUUCUCGGUUACUACGCCUGUUGCUGUGGGGACACCUUGGCGUCGGAGCUCGGCGUGCUGUCGUCAGAGCAGCCGCGCCUCAUCACCAACUUCCGGCCCGUGCGUCGCGGAACGAACGGGGGCGUGACUUUGUUCGGGACCGCUGCCAGCGGCGCGGGCGGUCUGUUGAUGGGUGCGAUCUUCUACGUCGCUGGGCUGGUGGCGCCGCACGUGCGGGCGAGCGGGGAGAUGACCGCCGCGGCUGCCGGCCAGACCUGGUUGCUGUGGGCUGGGCUGGCUCUCGGACUCGGGGGCAGUUUGGUGGACUCGAUUCUUGGCGCGACUGUGCAGUACACUGGGUAUGACAGGACGCAGGGCUGCGUCGUCGGACGUCCCGGGGAGGACGUGACGCACAUCUCCGGACUCGCGCUGCUGUCGAACAACCUGGUCAACGUGGUGAGCGCAGCCGUGUGCUCCCUGGCCGGUGCGCUGUUGUCGGUGCGCAUGGUGAUGUUGGCGCACGGCGUGUAA
Molecule: messenger RNA, 765 nt
Organism: Pedinophyceae sp. YPF-701
Lineage: Eukaryota; Viridiplantae; Chlorophyta; Pedinophyceae
Source: the annotation of a GenBank genome assembly